AUGCGCCUCCUAAUCACAUGCAUUUUGCUGGUCCUUGUAAUCGACUACAAUGCCGCCAUGUGGAUAAAGAAGUACUCCGAGAACUACCAUCGACCCACCUAUUACAAUCGAGGACAUAGUUCCAAAGACCACGUGGACUACAAUCGAGAGGCUCUGGAAGAGCGGGACAAACCGCCACCAGUAAAAUCCCGCAGUGUGUCUCCCUUCAGUGCGGAGAGGGACUUGAGCUACUAUGUGCACGUCCUGAACAGAGGAUCUGUUAUUUGUUCAGGUGCCAUGAUCUCCCGCAGAAUGGUCAUCACCUCCUCGCACUGCUUCACUCCGCCUGGAACCGACGCGGCUUAUGAAUUCACAGCGAAGCGCAUGUCUAUUCUUACAGGCAUUGAGUUCACCCCGGGUAAGUCUCCUCAUAUGCUGAUAGCAUUCUUCAUGCCGGUGAACAAGGACGAGUCAUUAGCCAACCAUGUGGCACUCCUCGCCCUGGCCCAAAAACUCGAACGGGACACGUUCCGAUAUAUCCCCCUUAACCGAAAAAGGCCCCAUGUGGGGGACGACGUUAAGAUGGCCUAUGUCGGCCCACCUAACUACCAGAUCAGACACUAUAAAACUCGGGUCCUUGACUUUGAUCGCUGUAAAGUUUACUAUAGCCUUAAGGAGCUCUUCCACGUGUCCGUUUUUGAGCAGAACUUUUUCUGCGUGCGGAACAAGCGACACUCAAAGAAGACCACCUGCAGCACCCGACCCGGAGAUCCAUUGGUUGUCGAUGACAAACUGGUGGGUAUUAAUAUCUAUGGCGAGCACUGCGAUGAGGACGACGACUCCACCAACAUGGAUAUAUACAUACCAAUUAGGGUCGUCAUACCCUUCAUCCAGACGGCUACCGAUGCUCUGAGGGCUUUCACGGCCUCCGGUCCCUUCAAUGAGUCGCUUCCAACUACUUUAACACCUCUGAUACAGUCUUUGGCCGACAAGAAGCCUAAUAUUUAUGUUGGUGAUCAUGUACGUGAAAUCCAAUUCGAUGAUCCUCUGAACGGCGGACCUGAUGAUGAUGGAAGGGCUUCAAAUGAGCACCACGCUAUUAUGAUUCCCGAUUACUAUUAG
Drosophila eugracilis is the source of this 1101-nucleotide messenger RNA. RefSeq names its product kallikrein 1-related peptidase b21. The transcript has a single exon. The coding region runs from base 1 to 1101 and encodes 366 amino acids. Gene Ontology annotation, molecular function: serine-type endopeptidase activity. The record is from RefSeq and is a predicted model, not a curated record. Lineage: Eukaryota; Metazoa; Arthropoda; Insecta; Diptera; Drosophilidae. Gene Ontology annotation, biological process: proteolysis.